Sinocyclocheilus grahami is the source of this 2371-nucleotide messenger RNA. Its product is annotated as plexin-C1-like. The transcript has 12 exons. Gene Ontology annotation, cellular component: plasma membrane; semaphorin receptor complex. The record is from RefSeq and is a predicted model, not a curated record. Lineage: Eukaryota; Metazoa; Chordata; Actinopteri; Cypriniformes; Cyprinidae. Gene Ontology annotation, molecular function: protein binding; semaphorin receptor activity. Gene Ontology annotation, biological process: negative regulation of cell adhesion; regulation of cell shape; positive regulation of axonogenesis. Bases 11 to 2371 code for a protein of 786 amino acids.
GAUAUGCAAGAUGAGAAGAUUACUUGGAAUACUUGUACUUUUGAAAUAUUGCAUUUGCGGUGAUGUGGUGAACUUUGAUUCAGACAUCAAGGACUUUGUAGUUGGUAAAGGUAUGUUAUUUGUUCUUACUGACCAUCGACUACAUCAGAUGAGCCACGAUCUUUCUGAGGAGAAGAGGAAAAUAAUCACUGAUGCCACUGAACACAACAGAGUCAACAUUCUGGUGCCUUUUGACGCCAACAGCACCCUGAUAACGUGCGGGACUUUAAAAGAUGGAUAUUGUGAAGUUCUUGAUAUAAAUGACAUUACAAACAGCAUUUACUAUGAAAGCAAUAUAUUGGCAGGACCGCGACAGGAUGAGAAAUCUGUUGCCUUCAUAGCCGGUACAGGUAGCAGUAGGUACCUUUUUGUUGGGAAAAAAGACGACGAUGCAAAAGCUCAAGAUACCAGGUAUUCUGUUGUUACCUUGUGGAACACUUUACAGUCUCAGUAUGGUGGGAUUUUCUCAAAAAUAGCAGAAGGAUCAGAUGCCAUCAUUCAGAGCACAGUGAGAGAUGUGGAGUUUGUUGGCGGAUUCCAGAGAGUUUCACCCUCAGAAUCCUACUUAUUUCUCAACGCAAAGUCUGGCUCAGAGAGGAAAGUGCUCGUCCUGUGGAUGAACAGCUCUAAAGGAAAAAAGAGAGACAUCAUCAAAUCCCUACAGGCUGCAACGAUACGAUGCUGCAGUGAUAAAGCUCGUCCAGUGCUCGUCGCCUGCACUGUUAUUCCCUCAGUGAACAGCGUUAUUUGGGCAGGUGUGUUCAGUGCGCAGAAUCAGCAGGAUCCGGAGAACAGCGCGCUGGCUCUGUACGACAUCAGGAGCAUUCAAGGCCGAGUGAAGGGCUUCUGCGCUUAUGGUGAAAAACCAUGUGGUUCAAAGAGUGAUACUGAACUUCAGCCGCUCUCUGUGGUGUUCAAGCACAGCUCAAUGUCAGCAGUGGCAGCAGUUAGAAGUGGAUCCUGGAUUGUGCUGUUCAUAGGAACCAGUGAUGGUCAACUCAUAAAGCUUGUGUUGGAUGAGAAAUUCACUCCAGGAUGUCCAACAGUGCUGCUGAAAUCUGAUGGUGAACGAGCAGUGUUUCCCAGAAUGCACUUUGAUCCAGUAGAUUUCAAACAUAUUUUCAUCGCUCUGAGGAAACAGGUGAGAAGAGUGUCUGUGGUUUCGUGUGCUAAAUACAGCACUCUGAAAGACUGCACAACUGCUUUGGAUCCUCUCUGCGGCUGGUGUGUGAACACACAAAGAUGUUCUACUCAAGAUGAGUGCUCGAAUACUUCAUGGGUGUCCAUCCCAAAAAACUCUCUUCAGACGCGGCUGUUUUCUUUUCAGAUGGCAGAGAAUUCUUCUAGAAAGAUUACUCUAAAUCUUGCAUUGAGCCUAGAGAGCACAGGAAAUCCUGCCUUCUCAUGUACCUUCACUAAAGGAAGUGUAAACCUGUGUGACGGGUCUGAUCCGCCUGCAGUUUUCUCAAACUGCUCCUGUAGUUUUUCUGACCAGAUGAAGCCGGAGAUUCUGUCUCUGGAGCCGAACAAGGUUUCUUUCCAUGGCAGAAACAAUGUUUUACUAAGAGGAAGGAACCUGGAAUCUGUCACUAAAAUCCGUAUUCAAGGGUAUCUGGACUGCAUUCCUAAAGAAUCUCCAGUGUUUGAUCGCUCCAGUGACACUCUAAGGUUCCACAUUCCUCCCAGUGAAACUAAAGGAACAGUGAAAGUGUGUGUUGUUACUCCUGACGACCGUUGUCAUGGUAACAGCAUCAUCACUUACAGUUCUCAGCCCAGCUGCACUGGAAUACAGCCCACACUCAGCUGGAGCAGUGGUGGAAGGAAGAUUCAUAUUCAGGGCAGCGAUAUGGAAUUAGUGGAGUCAGUUACUGUACUUCCCUCUAAUAAAGUGCUAAAAACACAAUACAGCACAAGCUCGGGGGAUGUGUGGUUUCACUCCCAUCCUUAUGAUCGCAGUGGUCUGUUUAGAUUGUUGUUAAAUGUUCAGAACUCUGCUGUGGACUGUGUGGAUUAUUUUUCCUACAAGUCUGAUCCGGAAUUCACUGAAUUUACCACCUUAAAGGUGGCCAAUGAUCUACAGGUGAACAUUCAGAAAAAGGCAGAUAUGUUGAAUUUGAGUAUGAGUGAGGUGACUGUGACGGGUCUACAGGGAGAUUGGCAGUAUCUGUGUGUUUUGGAGAAGAUUGAGUCCAAUGCCGUCAUCUGUAAAAUUAAAGGAGCCUUCCCAGCAGUGGACUCACUCACUAUCACGGUUGGGAAUUAUGUUCUUGGGAUGAGUAGUACAAAGUAUCUGUUCUGCCUCAGUCCACAGAAUAUAACUGGCCACAAAUGA